Molecule: messenger RNA, 1821 nt
Organism: Eubalaena glacialis (North Atlantic right whale)
Lineage: Eukaryota; Metazoa; Chordata; Mammalia; Artiodactyla; Balaenidae
Gene: ALX1
Product: ALX homeobox 1
Exons: 4
Coding region: 184-1167 (327 amino acids)
Biological process (GO): negative regulation of DNA-templated transcription; embryonic skeletal system morphogenesis; positive regulation of transcription by RNA polymerase II
Molecular function (GO): DNA-binding transcription activator activity, RNA polymerase II-specific; RNA polymerase II transcription regulatory region sequence-specific DNA binding
Source: RefSeq, a predicted model, not a curated record
CUUCGGGUGCCCCCUUUCCAGCCGGGACGUCUUAAAGGGCUCGGAGCCGGGCAGCUCCCCGCGCCGCAGCGCCUGCUUCCCCUUCGCUCCUCUCUGGCCCUCCCUCCUCCCGCCCCCUCGCUCCCUCCCCCAGCGCGCUUCAGCCUCCGAGCUCCAGUAGCUCCGAGACAGCUUUCCAGGAUUAUGGAGUUUCUGAGCGAGAAGUUUGCCCUCAAGAGCCCACCGAGUAAAAACAGUAACUUUUACAUGGGCGCAGGAGGCGCGUUGGAGCACGUUAUGGAGACGCUGGACAAUGAGUCCUUUUACAGCAAAGCGUCGGCGGGCAAAUGCGUGCAGGCCUUCGGGCCCCUGCCCCGCGCCGAGCAUCACGUGCGCCUGGAGAGGACCUCGCCCUGUCAGGACGGCAGCGUGAACUAUGGGAUCACUAAAGUAGAAGGACAGCAGCCUCUUCACACCGAACUAAAUAGAGCUAUGGACAACUGUAACAGUCUCCGGAUGUCUCCCGUGAAAGGGAUGCCAGAGAAGGGAGAACUGGAUGAACUUGGGGAUAAAUGUGACAGCAACGUAUCCAGCAGUAAGAAACGGAGACACCGAACCACCUUUACCAGCUUGCAGCUGGAGGAGCUGGAAAAGGUCUUUCAGAAAACCCAUUACCCGGAUGUAUACGUCAGAGAACAGCUUGCUCUGAGGACUGAGCUGACUGAGGCCAGGGUCCAGGUUUGGUUUCAAAAUCGAAGGGCCAAGUGGAGAAAAAGAGAACGUUAUGGCCAAAUCCAGCAAGCUAAAAGCCAUUUUGCUGCCACCUAUGACAUAUCAGUUUUGCCAAGGACUGACAGCUAUCCACAGAUUCAGAACAAUUUGUGGGCAGGAAAUGCGAGUGGUGGUUCUGUGGUCACUUCAUGCAUGUUACCGCGUGACACUUCCUCCUGUAUGACACCUUACUCUCACUCGCCUCGGACAGAUUCCAGUUACACAGGGUUUUCAAACCACCAGAACCAGUUCAGCCACGUGCCCCUCAACAAUUUUUUCACUGACUCUCUUCUUACCGGGGCUACCAAUGGACAUGCAUUUGAAACAAAGCCAGAGUUUGAAAGGAGGUCCUCCAGUAUCGCAGUUCUUCGAAUGAAAGCCAAGGAGCACACUGCCAAUAUUUCAUGGGCCAUGUAACAUACAGUACUCUUUUCUUUUUCUCUUAAUGGCAAAGUAAAACAUUCUUAUUUCUCAUAUUUAAAGGAUACCACAAUAAGCUGCUGUGUGUGGAAUUGCUAAAGGUCAAGAUAUACAGUGAGACCAGCUUAAAUGAAUAGUUGUUAUUAUUUAACAUUAAAAUCUAAGAAUGAACCUCUGAAAAGACUAAAUAGGUUUACCAUGCACCCGUCUCCACAAACUCUGUUUUAGUAGUAAGAUUUUUUUUCUAUUGUACGAGUCAAUGAAAUAUGAUCAUGCAGCUUCUGAAAAGAAUAAAUGUAUUAAACAAAUUCCUCUGUUAUAGAUUGAUUUAUGUUAGUUCUGUAUAACAAGAAAUCCCUUGUAAAAUAAUACCUGAAAAAGGAGGAAAUGCACUGGGGAAAAUGUCAAGAUGCCAAAGCUGUCAGGUAAAUAUUGAAGCAGGGUGUUUGGGGGAGUUAACGGCCAUUUCUCCCUCUCUGGCUCCAAGACACAAUGGGCAUAUCCUCUGUUGCUGAGAAUUUAUCUACUGGCCUUGAAGAUUUUUUUACCUCUACAUGUUUUGGUGAAUUUCCACUCCGUGAAAAAAGGACUCUUCGGAAAUGACCAGCAUUUGCAUGAAAUAUUCGGGCAUCGUUUCCUGAAACCAUGUGG